Molecule: messenger RNA, 975 nt
Organism: Alnus glutinosa
Lineage: Eukaryota; Viridiplantae; Streptophyta; Magnoliopsida; Fagales; Betulaceae
Exons: 4
Coding region: 114-662 (182 amino acids)
Cellular component (GO): Golgi apparatus
Source: RefSeq, a predicted model, not a curated record
UAAAUUCACCUAGCGGGAAAAAUGAAUUAAUACGGACACCGGAGCGUCCUACUGAGAGACACGCACUCAGAGAGAGAGAGAGAGAGAGAGGAGGCUUUCUUUCGUUCUCUGUAAUGGCGCCCAAGAAACGAAGCGGCAAGCAGCAAGACCCAGAGAAGCCCGAGUUGCAAGCGAGGGUGACUAGGAGCUCGGCCAAGCGAGCGGCCAGCGCGGGCUCGGCUGAGUCGGAGCCCGAGUUGCCGAAGAAGAAGACGAAGGAGGCUGCGAAGAAGGAAGAAGAGCACGAGGAAAAAAAAACCGUCGAGAUUGAUCAGCCGGAGCCCGAGUUGCCGAAGAAGAAGGCGAAGAAGGCUGAGAAGAAGGAAGAAGAGCAAGAGGAAAUAAACUCGGAGCCGAACGGGAAGACCAUCGUGAUUGAGCACUGCAAACAAUGCAAUUCAUUCAAGACAAGGGCUAUACAGGUGAAAGAAGGUUUGGAGAAGAGUGUUGCUGGUAUCACAGUGCUGGUCAAUCCUGAUAAGCCGAGAAAGGGGUGCUUUGAAAUACGGGAGGAAGGUGGUGAGAAGUUCAUCAGUCUUCUGGAGAUGAAGCGACCAUUUAAGCCAAUGAAGGCUCUGGACAUGGAAAAAGUCAUAUCUGAUAUUGUUGACGGGAUCAAAUGAUGACCAACCAUUUGCAGGUGGAUUUUGGUGAUUGGAAGUGAGUCAUUUUGUUGUAGUGCAUGAAGGGAACCAUGCUUUUUUUUUUUUUUUGGUGGUAGAAAACUUACUAUCAGCGUAGGAUGAUCUGUUGCCAUUUGAUCUGUAUCAAUAGUAACACUGUUAAGAGUAUUGACAGUGUGUGAUGAUCCAUACAGGUGCAUUUAGGUUAUUGUUGUACCUGCCCUUUUUUUGUUACUGCUUGAAGGGCGAAGUUGUGUUGAUAGUAAAAGAAAUAUCAAAAUCAGAUUUCCAAAGAUUUUGCUUGUUAUCUUUC